Molecule: messenger RNA, 2817 nt
Organism: Oldenlandia corymbosa var. corymbosa
Lineage: Eukaryota; Viridiplantae; Streptophyta; Magnoliopsida; Gentianales; Rubiaceae
Source: the annotation of a GenBank genome assembly
AUGGAUUAUUAUUAUGGUUCUCAGAUUCUCCACAUGGUCUUCUUCCUCAUCAUCAUCACCUUCUUUCUCAUAAUAUCAUUUCAUUGUACCCACAUUAUGAUUGCCACUGAAAGUCCUGUUGCCUCAUUCAAUUCUGCAAACUACUUUAGCAAGGGUGGACUAAAUGAGGUGUCUUUGAGACAAAGCUGUAAAGAUGAGGCAGGAAUUUAUCUUGGAAAGGUAUCAGUGGAGAACGGGAAUGAAGAAGAGAAGGGCUCAAAUUUGGGUAAAAAUUUCAGAUUUUUGCUUGGAUUGAAGAAUUACUUUCAGAGAAAAUCUAGAGAUGUUCAUUCUGAAUUGGAUCCACCAUCACCAUCUCCUGCUCCUGCUCCUGCUCCUUCUCCAGUUCAUUUAUUUUCUCACCACCACCAAAAACCUUCAAAUCAUCACCCUCAUGUAACCCCAACAGCCCACAUAAUUCCCAAGAAAAAGAAAGGGAAAUCAAGAAGAAGAAUCAUCAUUGCAGCAACUGUUUCUGCAGGAGUUGGUUGUUUGUUAUGUGCCAUUGUGCUGUUCUUUGGUUGCAGAAAACUCAGGAAGAAAAGGAAGAAAACAACAAAAACUCAGUCCAUAUUUUGCUCUGUAGCUGGAAACUCAGCCAAAAAGGUACGUUCUGAUCCAGAUGGGCCUGAUCUCUUUUAUCUUGAAUCCCUUGGAGCUGCAUUGGAACCACAACCCUUUUGUCUGAGACAAAAUACAGUCACAACAUUGAAUGCAUGCUCCAGCCAAAACAUUCCAUAUUGUGCUCUGACUGAAAGAUCAGAACCUGAACCAAAGUUUGUCAAUCCAGAAGCUGAUAAUAUUGAGAUAGAAGAAGUCAAGUCUGCUGUUGGUGAAAUUUCAGAAUCAAUUAUUAAUGUUGUACCUGUUCAAGAUAAUGUGAUUCCUGAUGCUGCUGCUGCUAAUGAUUCCUCUGAUGAUGAUGAUGAUGAAUCUUUUCAUUCUUUCUCCAAUUCACAAUCAUCUGAAAAACAUUACUUUAGGUCAUCCAAUGCAUCAGCAGAUAGUUGUCUUGAGUUCUUGGACACCAUUUGUCACAAUGAUUCAAAAGACUUUGAUUCCCUAACACCUUCUCCAUCUCAUUUGACAAAUCCCUCCUCAGGCUCAGCCUCUAUCUCAGAAAUGAACCAAAACUUAAACCAACAAACAAAACCAGCUCUUCCUUCUCCUCCUCCUCCACCACCACCACCACCACCACCACCAACACCUCCCCAGGUCUCAUUUCUGCGUAAAACGCCUUCUCCUUCGACAUCAUCAUCAUCGACAAGGAAGACGUUCAACGGCUCAAUUUCAUCAGCAUUGUCAAAUGCAUCGUCACCUGGGAUCUCAGGUUCACCUUUAGGAUCAGAUCAAUGCCCACGGAGCAAUUUGUCACCAUUCACUCCCCACGGAAUCCCUUCUCCACCAUGUCCUCCUCCUCCUCCUCCAUUUCUACAGGGAAAUUCCAGCUCUAUGAAAGUUCCACCUCCUCCACCAUCCCAAAUUUCUCUGACUCCAUUGGGCAAAGAUGGAAUUCCACUUCCAAAGCUCAAGCCACUUCACUGGGACAAAGUCAGAGCCGCGCCAGAACGGUCCACAGUCUGGGAUAAGCUUAGAUCAAGCUCAUUUGAAUUUGAUGAGGAAAUGAUUGAAUCGCUUUUUGGCUAUAAUCUGCAAAAUUCUCUCAAGAAUGAUGAAGCGAAAUCAAAAACUCCUUCUCCUAGCAAGCAUGUCCUUGAGCCUAAGAGACUACAGAAUAUAACUAUACUCUCCAAAGCUCUGAAUGUGACAGCUGAACAAGUAUGUGAAGCACUUUUGCGAGGAAGUGGCUUAACUCUACAACAACUCGAGGCCCUGUCGAAGAUGGUACCGACAAAAGAAGAAGAGGCGAAGCUGGCGAACUACAAAGGAGACAGCAAUGAAUUAGGCUCUGCAGAGAAGUUUGUCAAAGCAAUGCUUCAGAUACCAUUUGCCUUCACAAGGAUUGAAGCCAUGCUUUUUAGGGAGACUUUUGAUGAUGAAGUGAUUCACCUCAGAAAAUCUUUCUCCAUGUUAGAGGAGGCUUGCAAGGAAUUAAGGUCAAGUCGCCUCUUCUUGAAGUUAUUAGAAGCUGUACUAAAAACAGGAAACAGAAUGAAUGUUGGAACCAUAAGAGGAGGAGCCAGAGCAUUCAAGCUUGAUACACUCCUUAAGCUUGCUGAUGUUAAAGGAACAGAUGGAAGAACCACACUUCUUCAUUUUGUUGUUCAAGAAAUCAUAAGAUCAGAAGGGUUUAGAGUAUCACAAAGCAUAAUGGGAAAGAUCAACCAGAUAAGCAAAGGCAGAAACAAUGAGGACAAAGAAGAAGAAUACAGAAAGAUGGGAUUAGAACUCGUUUCGGGUCUAAGUGCAGAGCUAUGCAAUGUGAAGAAAACAGCAAGUAUAGACCUGGAUGUUCUGGCAAGCUCCGUAUCGAAUUUAUCCGACGGAAUGGCUAAGUUGAAACAGCUUGUGCACAAGGACUUGUCAAUGGAGGAAGACAGAAAAGGGAACUUUGUGCAGUCGAUGAGAUCAUUCUUGAGCUAUGCUGAAAAGGGUCUUAAGGAAUUACAGCAAGAUGAAAACUCUGUUUUGUUGCGAGUCAGAGAAAUUACAGAGUAUUUCCAUGGAGAUGUGAGUAAAGAGGAGUCUAAUCCACUGAGAAUUUUUGUAAUUGUGAGAGAUUUUUUGGGUAUGUUAGAUCAUGUGUGUAAAGAGCUUAGAAGCUCAAAAGCUCCUAAUAAUAGUCCUAAUCCUCUUGCUCCAUUUAGACAGUGUUAA